UGAUUAGAACCUGUAGAAAGUUUAAAAUCAUAUAUUAUAAUUUAUAAUGGAUGGAUUCGACAAUCCUGGAGUAUAUUUCAGCGAUAAUUUUCCUGAAGCUAAUGAAAACAUUAGUUCAGUAGGUUUAGUAGCAGUUAAAAAAAAGUUCAAAGAGUUCAUUCGACAGUACCAUACAGAAAACUUCAACUAUAAAUACAGAGAUACUUUGAGACGAAACUACAACUUGGGUCAGUUUUGCCUAGAUAUAAAUGUGGAAGAUGUGGGAAGUUUUGAUGAAAACUUGGCUGACAAAUUAUAUAAACAACCUGCUGAGCAUUUACCUAUAUUUGAAGAAGCGGCUAAAGAAGUUGCUGAUGAACUCACAACACCAAGACCUGAAGGUGAAGAUCAAGUGGAAGAUAUUCAGAUUACCUUAUCUUCUGAUGCACUUCCCUCUGAUUUAAGGUCUUUGAAGUCUGAUGUUGUCUCCCGACUUGUGAAAAUUCCCGGAAUUAUAGUCAGUGCAACUGGUAUCAAAGCAAAGGCUACUAAAAUAUCUAUACAGUGCCGUUCAUGCAGUAACAUAAUACCUAAUUUGCCUUUGAAACCUGGAUUGGAAGGUUAUAUCAUGCCUAGAAGGUGCAACACUGAACAAGCUGGGAGGCCAAAAUGUCCUCAAGAUCCAUUCUUCAUUAUGCCUGAUAAAUGUCAUUGUGUAGAUUUCCAAGUACUGAAAUUACAAGAACUCCCAGAUGGUAUACCCCAAGGUGAAAUUCCUAGACACAUCACCCUCUAUUGUGAUAGAUAUUUAUGUGAGAGAGUUGUUCCUGGUAAUAGAGUGUUUGUCUUGGGUAUAUAUUCAAUUAAAAAAGUGAAAUCUACAUCAAGGAGGGAAGGGCGUGAAAAAGCUAUAACAGGUGUUAGAGCAGCCUAUCUGAGAGUGGUUGGCAUACAACUAGACUCUGAAGGCUUAGGAGCCUCUGGAUGCUCAAUUGUAUCAUCUGAAGAAGAAAACACAUUUAGGCGUUUAGCUGCCUCCCCACAUCUAUAUGAAAAUAUAGCUGCUAGCAUUGCUCCUUCUAUAUAUGGUGCUUCUGACAUCAAGAAAGCCAUAGCUUGUCUCCUUUUUGGUGGUUCUCGUAAAAGAUUACCAGAUGGGCUAACCCGUAGGGGGGAUAUUAAUGUUCUGUUAUUGGGUGAUCCUGGUACUGCUAAGUCUCAGUUAUUGAAGUUUGUGGAAAGGGUGGCUCCAAUAGCUGUUUAUACCUCUGGAAAGGGUAGUUCUGCUGCUGGUUUGACUGCCUCUGUAAUGAGAGAUCCUGCUACUCGAAAUUUUGUCAUGGAGGGAGGCGCGAUGGUAUUAGCCGAUGGUGGAGUGGUUUGCAUUGAUGAAUUUGACAAGAUGAGAGAGGAUGACCGUGUUGCCAUUCACGAGGCUAUGGAACAGCAAACUAUUUCCAUCGCUAAGGCUGGUAUUACUACCACUUUGAACUCUAGAUGUUCAGUUCUUGCUGCUGCUAACAGUAUAUUUGGCAGGUGGGAUGAAACCAAGGGGGAAGAAAACAUUGACUUCUUACCUACCAUAUUGUCAAGAUUUGAUAUGAUUUUCAUUGUCAAAGAUGAGCAUGAUAAACAAAGAGAUAUAACUCUGGCUAAACAUAUAAUGGGUGUUCAUAUGAAUGCUGGUCAAGUCACUCAAGAAAUCAAAGAAGGGGAACUUCCUUUGGAGUUUCUCAAAAAAUAUAUCAACUACUGUCGAACUCGUUGUGGACCAAGAAUGAAUGAAGAGGCAGCCGAGAAGCUGAAGAGACGUUACGUUAUGAUGAGAUCGGGGGCCAAUCAGCACGACAGGGAAGCCGACAAGAAAAGUUCCAUUCCUAUUACGGUGCGACAGUUGGAGGCUGUGAUCCGGAUUUCGGAAAGUCUGGCCAAGAUGCAGCUGCAGCCUUUCACCACCGAGGCGCACGUUGACGAGGCCUUGCGGUUGUUCCAAGUGUCGACGCUUGAUGCUGCGAUGAGUGGCAGUCUUGCCGGGGCUGAAGGUUUCACAACAGAAGAAGAGCAUGAAAUGUUGGCACGAAUUGAAAAACAGCUCAAACGUAGGUUCGCCAUUGGCACACAGGUCUCCCAACAGAAUAUCGUCCAAGACUUCACUCAUCAACAAUAUCCUGAAAGAGCGAUAUUGAAAGUUAUUCUAACCAUGAUUAGAAGAGGCCAGCUGCAACAUCGGAUGCAGAGAAAAAUGCUUUAUCGUAUCAGUUAAACGUAAAGGUUUCAGGCUACAUUUGUUCAAGGUUUCAUUCUACAUUUCAUUGAAAUGCACCUAUGCAUAGUUAUAGAAAUUUGAAAACUGUUUUUGUACUCAAUUAUUUUUCAAAUUAAACACUUUUGGAAAUA
Phaedon cochleariae (mustard beetle) is the source of this 2376-nucleotide messenger RNA. The record is from the annotation of a GenBank genome assembly. NCBI's taxonomy places the organism in Eukaryota, Metazoa, Arthropoda, Insecta, Coleoptera, Chrysomelidae.